Molecule: messenger RNA, 582 nt
Organism: Drosophila sechellia
Lineage: Eukaryota; Metazoa; Arthropoda; Insecta; Diptera; Drosophilidae
Exons: 1
Coding region: 43-381 (112 amino acids)
Source: RefSeq, a predicted model, not a curated record
CCAGCGAAUCGCUCUUUAGUCGAGAGCAGAACGCGUUUCGAAAUGGACACGGAUGAGACAAAGGCUGGAACCUCGGGUCCAAGGACGUACCACGAUGAGGUCGACUUCACCAGCGGAUACGAGACCCAGUAUCAGAAGGAGUAUAGACCGCUUAAACCGAUCUUUGUACCGCCCCCGGAUAAAAAGCACGCCUGGUUUCGCAACUGGUCCACCAUCCUGAUGGUCAGCUUCCUGUCCGGGGUGUUUAUCCUGGGAACCGUGAUGCUGGUGGUCCAAGUUUUCACCGCCAGUCCCCUGCAGAUCUUCAUGAUCGUGGCCAUAUAUGUGGCUAUAGCAGCUGUGAUGAUUUGGCUGGAGGUGCAGUCCAUAAAAGUGCGGUGAAAUAAUAUGAACGUGUCGUGACUAAUUUAGAGCGUUAUCGCACUUACGAGCUACGUUCUGUUUUCAAGCGGUGGCAAUCAAACGGUGUUGUGCAAACAAAUGCAAAGCUUAACUAAAAAGGAAGCGGCUUUACUGAUUAGGCGCUAAGAACAAAAAAUAAUGAUUUAUAAUAAGUACAAAGUAAAGAAAGAAAUCCCAAAA